AUGAGAUGGCGACGCGCCCCGCGCCGCCCGCUGGGUACCAGCCCCAGCGCCCCGCAUCCCCGGCCCGCCGGCCGCUCGCCUCCGCUGCUGCCGCUGCUGCUGCCGCUGCUGCUGCUGUUGGGGACCGCGGCCCUGGCGCCGGGGGCGGCGGCUGAGCGGGCGGCUCCCGCGGGGGCCUCGGUGUGCUACUCGUCUCCGCCCAGCGUGGGCUCGGUGCAGGAGCUGGCCCGGCGCGCCGCGGUGGUGAUCGAGGGAAAGGUGCACCCGCCGCGGCGGCAGCAGGGGGCACUCGACAGGAAGGCAGCGGGCGAGGCAGGGGCAGGGGCGCAGGGACAGCACGCCCAGGACCCACCGCCCUCCCAGGACCCUCCGCCCGCUGCCAACUGGACCCUGCCCACCGGGUCCCCUGCGCCCAGCAUCGACCAACCCGGGGACCCUGCGCCCUAUCUGGUGAAGGUGCACCAAGUGUGGGCGGUAAAAGCUGGGGGCUUGAAGAAGGACUCCUUGCUCACCGUGCGCCUGGACACCUGGGGCCACCCAGCCUUCCCGUCCUGCGGGCGGCUCAAGGAGGACAGCAGGUACAUCUUCUUCAUGGAACCCGAUGCCAACAGCAGCGGCCGCACGCCGCCCGCCUUCCGAGCCUCGUUCCCCCCACUGGAGACUGGCCGCAACCUCAAAAAGGAGGUCAGCCGGGUGCUGUGUAAGCGGUGCGCCUUGCCUCCUCGAUUGAAAGAGAUGAAAAGCCAGGAGUCGGCUGCAGGUUCCAAGCUAGUGCUUCGGUGUGAAACCAGCUCGGAAUACUCUGCACUCAAAUUCAAAUGGUUUAAGAAUGGGAAUGAGCUGAACCGAAAAAAUAAGCCGCAAAACAUCAAGAUUCAGAAAAAGCCAGGGAAGUCAGAACUUCGAAUUAACAAAGCGUCACUGGCUGAUUCCGGGGAGUAUAUGUGCAAAGUGAUCAGCAAGUUAGGGAACGACAGCGCUUCGGCCAACAUCACCAUCGUCGACUCAAAUGAGUUCAUCACUGGCAUGCCAGCCUCAACCGAAAGAGCAUAUGUGUCCUCAGAGUCUCCCAUUAGAAUAUCAGUAUCUACAGAAGGCGCAAAUACUUCUUCCUCCACUUCUACGUCCACAACUGGGACCAGCCAUCUCGUAAAGUGCGCUGAGAAGGAGAAGACUUUUUGUGUCAAUGGUGGCGAGUGCUUCAUGGUGAAAGACCUGACAAACCCUUCGAGAUACUUGUGCAAGUGCCCAAAUGAGUUUACUGGUGAUCGUUGCCAAAACUACGUAAUGGCCAGCUUCUACAAGCAUCUUGGGAUUGAAUUUAUGGAAGCGGAGGAACUCUACCAGAAGAGAGUGUUGACUAUCACCGGCAUCUGUAUCGCCCUGCUGGUGGUCGGCAUCAUGUGUGUGGUGGCCUACUGCAAAACCAAGAAACAGCGGCAAAAGCUUCAUGAUCGGCUUAGGCAGAGCCUUCGAUCUGAACGGAACAACAUGGUGAACAUAGCCAAUGGGCCUCACCAUCCAAACCCACCACCAGAGAACGUGCAGCUGGUGAAUCAAUACGUGUCUAAAAACGUCAUCUCCAGUGAGCAUAUUGUUGAGAGGGAAGCCGAGACCUCCUUUUCCACCAGCCAUUACACUUCCACAACUCAUCACUCCACGACUGUCACCCAGACUCCUAGUCACAGCUGGAGUAACGGGCACACAGAAAGCAUCAUUUCAGAAAGCCACUCUGUAAUCAUGAUGUCAUCAGUAGAAAACAGUAGGCACAGCAGCCCAGCUGGGGGCCCACGAGGACGUCUUCAUGGUCUGGGAGGCCCUCGCGAAUGUAACAGCUUCCUCAGGCAUGCCAGAGAAACCCCUGACUCGUACCGAGACUCUCCUCAUAGCGAAAGGUAUGUAUCAGCCAUGACCACCCCGGCUCGUAUGUCACCUGUAGAUUUCCACACGCCAAGCUCCCCUAAAUCACCCCCUUCGGAAAUGUCUCCACCCGUGUCCAGCUUGACGGUGUCCAUGCCCUCCAUGGCAGUCAGCCCCUUUGUGGAAGAAGAGAGACCUCUGCUUCUCGUGACACCGCCAAGGCUCCGGGAGAAGAAGUGUGAUCGUCACCCCCAGCAACUCAACUCCUUUCAUCACAACCCUGCCCAUCAGAGUACCAGUCUCCCCCCUAGCCCACUGAGGAUAGUGGAGGAUGAGGAAUACGAGACAACCCAGGAGUAUGAGCCAGUUCAAGAGCCUGUUAAGAAACUCACCAACAGCCGGCGGGCCAAAAGAACCAAGCCCAAUGGCCACAUUGCCAAUCGGUUGGAAAUGGGCAACAACACAAGUUCUGUGAGCAGUAACUCAGAAAGUGAAACAGAAGAUGAAAGAAUAGGUGAAGAUACACCAUUCCUGGGCAUACAGAACCCCCUGGCAGCCAGUCUUGAGGCGGCCCCUGCCUUCCGUCUGGCUGAUAGCAGGACUAACCCAGCAGGCCGCUUCUCCACGCAGGAAGAAUUACAGGCCAGGCUGUCUAGUGUAAUCGCUAACCAAGACCCUAUCGCUGUAUAAACCUAAAUAAACACAUAGAUUCACCUGUAAAACUUUAUUUUAUAUAAUAAAGUAUUUCACCUUAAAUUAAACAAUUUAUUUUAUUUUAGCAGUUCUGCAAAUAGAAAACAGGAAAAAAACUUUUAUAAAUUAAAUAUAUGUAUGUAAAAAUGUGUUAUGUGCCAUAUGUAGCAAUUUUUUACAGUAUUUCAAAAAACGAGAAAGAUAUCAAUGGUGCCUUUAUGUUAUGUUAUGUCGAGAGCAAGUUUUAUACAGUUACGGUGGUUGCUUUUUCUCAGUAUUUCAACCAAACCUCCCAUAUAUUCAGUUGCUGCUGGCUUCUUGUGCAUAGCAUUAUGAUGUUGACUGGAUGUAUGAUUUGCAAGGCUAGCAGCUGUCCCUCUGUUUGCUUCCAGUAGCUCCCAACCGGUACUGUCUUGAAAUGGCACAUCCGCCCAAAUACUCUUCUAUUUUGUAUGAAGUCUUUGCUUUCCAAAUAUGAAAUGAGUUCUCUCUACUCUGUCAGCCAAAGGUUUGCUUCACUGGGCUCUGAGAUAAUAGUAGACCCAACAGCAUGCUACUAUUACAUAUAGCAGGAAACUGCAUUAAGUAAUGUUAAAUAUUAGGAAGAAAGUAAUACUGUGAUUUUUAAAAACAAACUAUAUUAUUAAUCAGAAGACAGCUUGUUCUUGCUCAAAGGAGCUACCAUUGACUUUAAUUUUAACAUUUUGGUUGUUGUUGUUCUUGACAAAGAAGAACAGCUUCAAGUCCAGCUUAGAAAGCAGGUUCUGGCUUGCUAUCAGGAUAAAUCUAGCAACUUAAAAGGACUCAGUUUCACUUUCUCUCUGGGUGGAGGGGGAAUGAUCCAGCAGCUCAUCUGUUGACCAACCAACCAUGGCUACUAAAGGUGCAAUCCUUUCUGACAUAUUUUUUUAACUGACUGGUUGAACCCUCUUCUUGGCUCCAGAAGGGGUGCAUCAUAUCAUGAAGCCUCAGCCCCCAGAGUACACUCAGCCAUCCUGUCCAAACCAUUUGUAGGGAGCAAUGUGCCAGCGGUACAUCUCGGUGACUUGGCCAUUGCAGGGAAAUGCCCCACUUGUAGAGUGUUUAGAAGGAGUGAAUGUGUAGAAGUCACAAGGGGAAAGCCGCUGUGUGACCCAGUUGACAUCUUAAAGUUUGGUUGGCCACUCCUUUCUCCCCAUCAUGUGUCUCUCAUGUUCAACAUAGUCUUGAUUAAGUCAUAACUAUGCAUGAAUAUGUUUUGCCAGGAAUGGCCAAUGUGCAUGUGAUUUGUGAUUAGCAAGAACUUUCCACAGUGAUGCCUCACUAGGGAAUGUCAAUAGUGUUGGAAAGAUUGCACCUUUUCUUGGAGAAGCGACCCUCACCUGUGGAUUGAUGAUCUCUCUCCAUAGAUAGCCUGUAUCUCCCAUUUGUCCUCUAUAAGUUUUUUUUUCUCAUACUGUCUCAAAAGCAGGGCUAGGAUUGGUUUUAACUCGUUAUGUACUCUUAUGAUUGUAAAGCCAAUGAAUGCUUAGAGAUAUUAGCAUAUGAACAAAUGUUAAUACAGGAAAAAAGGUGGGGAGGUGGAGAAUAAUCAAUCAUUCAGAACCUUUUAUAUUACCUCCCUAUUAUCUGUCAGUCUGAACUGGUGCUCAUUGGGUUUCUAAGUAAGUUCCUAGGAGCCACAUAUGGGAAAAUGGGAAAUAGUUGAACAGGGGAUUGACAAAGUCAAAGACAAUUAUUGAUCCUAGUUCCCAGUUGAACUGAAUCUAUUUUCUUUACCAGAUCUUUGUUACAAGUCAAGGGAACUAAUCAUACACAAGUAGGGCUCAGAAGAACACUGCAGGCUGACCACAAAUCCAUGUGUUACACUCCUCCAUGUUUUGAAGAGAAACUUGUCUGUUACUCUUAGAAUUUGAUGUCUCUCAUUUCCUGCCAUUGUUCACAUGACAGCUUCUCUGUGCUCAGUGUUGUCAUUUUUUCUUUGUUAGCCCAGACAGAGGAAUGCCUGCUGGAAAAAGCCUGCACUGACUUCUCAGUGCUGCAGGUGGUCAACUCUCCACAGGGAGGACAAGUCAGUAGGCUUGAAGAUAGUCUCUCUACUUAACGUUGACUUUGAAGGCCUUCACUCAUUGAUCAUUUGAUAAAGAAAUUUCUUUAUUGUUCUUUUAAAAGUCUUAGAAAUUCAGUUCCCAAUUGGUUGGUCACUAGGGUAUUGAGAAAGGCCCUUUUAAAAAGAUAGAUUCUCCCGAUGAAAACAAGGAACAGCAUUUUACUAGCACAAGAAGCUCUACAAAUUUGCAAAUUGCAAGUAUACGUGAUCUUUUUUUUUUUCUUCUGUGCUUUACCUGGCAAACACAUUUGUCUUAUUAGUUGGAAAGCCUUUUCCCCAAGAGAGCAAAGCUUCCUUGGUGAGAGCAGCCACUUGGCCGCUCAGGGCUACCUGUGGCAGCCCCUAGCUUUUAUGUUUCUAGGGAUGUCUCUACAAUGCUUCACUGCCAGGUCUCUCUCAACCAUCCUGUUUAUGAACCCAGGCAGAACCGUAGCAAUGCAAAGGAAUGCACGCCUGUGUUCCUAGUAUGCGUGAAGAUGCCUUGCAUUUUAAGGGAGUACAAACGACUCAGAAUUUAACAGAAAAUUGAUUUCUUGGGCCUGAACUCCAAACCACUGAGAGGUAUAUAGCAGGGUAUAGUAGACACCAAAUUCCUUUUGUACUUACUCAAGAUGUGUUUUUUGUCCUGCCUUUUCCUCCGUUUUUCCCCCUGCUCUCAAGAGUGCCUAGUGGACAGCCUUCUGCAGCUUUCUACAAAGCAGGCCUCUGUUUAAGAGAGAAUGUAUCCAGAGCAGCAAUAUGCCAUCUCUAUCUUGUUUCUGUGUGACUGUCCAUAUAGAUGGAGUCUAUCCAGGGUAACUUUCUCUGUAUCGAUUCCUCUUCUGGCUGGAGAUUGAAGGUAGAUGGCUCCUAUCAGUGAAUAAGGAAGAUCUGACCUUCCCUUUUAGUCCUGGCUGCCUUCCAGCAGCUACAGAAAUUUCUGUCCACUAAGAUCCAUGACACACUAUGGAGACAUGCAGACAACAUGGAAUGGCCACAAAUCACAAUUUCUAUUAUAUAUUCUUUUGUAAAUACAUAUUGUAUAGUACUUGGAUGUUUUCUUAAGUCAUAUACUGUCUCUAUGAGUUAAUGUUAGGUUUUACUCUCAUACUGUAUAACAUUGUAAAUAACAUAAUGUCCUUUAUUAUUUAUAUUUAAGCAUCUAACAUAGAGAAUUGUUUUCAUAUAAGUUUAAGAUAAAUGUUUAAAAUAUAUGUUUUUUUUCUUUGCUUUAAAAUUAUGUACUUUUUCUUUUUCAUUUUUAAAGAAUAAUUUAUUGUUCAGGAGAAAGAAUAUAUAUGUAACUGAAACUAUUUGAAGAACGCACAUUUGAAGGCCAUGAGGUACUGAUAAACUAAAGAAUUUAUUAUCUCAAAUACUAAGCAAUAAGUAAUUGUGAUUUAUUUAAAGGUUUGUUCACUUCCCAAGAAAGUCAUACUGCAAUAAAAAUGCUAACUCUAUGGAGACAUGAGCGUGUUGCUCAGCAGACAAACAUUGCAGUCUGUUAGAGCAGACUUAGCAUCUAGCCAUGACAGCUGUGCUACCUAGGACUGUGCUUCGUGGACCCCAUGACCAUCCUGUCUCUGUUGAUUUUGCUGCAUUGCCCGUCCUUGAGUCACCUGCCUCCCAACUCUGUUUCACACUUCAUUCCUUGCUGUAGGAGACACAUAGUCAAGCAAUAGGAUGCUCCAUUCCAUAGCCACCAAACAUCCAUUUACAAAGAUAUCAGAGGGAAACAUUGCAUACCUUUCUGGAUCCUGCUUGUCGAUAUGUGCUGCAGUGACGUCAUGAAACUUAUUCUCAUUAAGGGCAAUGACUUUAUGUGACAAUCCUAUGCAAACAUAAAG
This is a messenger RNA of Microtus oregoni (creeping vole), 6468 nucleotides long. RefSeq names its product neuregulin 1 (gene Nrg1). The record is from RefSeq and is a predicted model, not a curated record. Lineage: Eukaryota; Metazoa; Chordata; Mammalia; Rodentia; Cricetidae. Gene Ontology annotation, biological process: animal organ development; activation of transmembrane receptor protein tyrosine kinase activity; intracellular signal transduction. Bases 1 to 2550 code for a protein of 849 amino acids. Gene Ontology annotation, molecular function: chemorepellent activity; protein tyrosine kinase activator activity. The transcript has 13 exons.